This is a messenger RNA of Lodderomyces pseudojiufengensis, 450 nucleotides long. It is a transcript of the gene RPB8, whose product is annotated as DNA-directed RNA polymerase core subunit. The transcript has a single exon. The coding region runs from base 1 to 450 and encodes 149 amino acids. Gene Ontology annotation, molecular function: DNA-directed RNA polymerase activity. Gene Ontology annotation, biological process: DNA-templated transcription. NCBI's taxonomy places the organism in Eukaryota, Fungi, Ascomycota, Pichiomycetes, Serinales, Debaryomycetaceae. The record is from RefSeq and is a predicted model, not a curated record. Gene Ontology annotation, cellular component: RNA polymerase I complex; RNA polymerase III complex; RNA polymerase II, core complex.
AUGUCAGGAAUAUUGUUCGAGGAUAUGUUUGUGGUAGAAUCCACUGACUCUGGAAGAUAUAACAAAGUUUGCAGAAUAACGGGGAACUCGUCAACUUCAAAAGAUAUAAACAUCACAUUAGAUAUAAAUAGUGAAUUAUUUCCGGUAAAGGAGAACGACUCAUUAACAAUAACUUUAGCUUCAUCAUUGGGGAAUGAAAGUUCAAUGAUAACAUCAAAUGGUUCAUGGAGACCUCCAAAACCGGACGAUAGAUCGUUAGCUGAUGAUUAUGAUUAUGUCAUGUAUGGAACAGUAUAUAAAUUUGAGGAGAGUAGUGAAAAUAAUGAUAAAAUGUCCGUUUAUAUUUCAUUUGGAGGAUUAUUAAUGAGAUUAGAGGGUGGAUAUCGUUCAUUAAGUAAUUUGAAACAAGAAAACGCAUAUAUCUUAAUACGUCAUUAUAAAGAUAAUUAG